UUGAAAUAUGGGCAUUUUAUUUUGGAACCGUUUUACCUUAUUUCGAAGGUGUUUUUCUUCCAUUACAAAUGCAAGCGACAGCACAGCGUGACGAUACGAAUGUUAGACGACUUGUAUUAAUGAGUUUUAGAGAUCAUGUUAUAUUACCAAUUGGCAAGAGAGUGGAAGAUGCAUUUAAUAAGUUAUUCCAUGACUUUGAUUCAGGAAUUCCAGUGACUGACACUGCAGCUCGUAUGCUGCAAAUGUCAUACAUUCUGUCAUCAAUUUUAUCUGAUGACGAAAAACAAAAGGAUAUGGAUCGAAUUUUGGGUAAAUUGAAAAAUAACUGGAAAUUGUUUAUGAGGCGUAGAGAUCGAAGAGGUUUCGUAGGAAUGUCACCUUCAAACCCUUCCAAUGUACAAGCUUCAAUAGAAUCAAAGGCGAAUAAUAUAGCUAGUCAUACUGCUAACUCCUCGGAUGGAAUGCUCACCACUACCAGUCCCGCUUCAUAUUUU
Molecule: messenger RNA, 494 nt
Organism: Racocetra persica
Lineage: Eukaryota; Fungi; Glomeromycota; Glomeromycetes; Diversisporales; Gigasporaceae
Source: the annotation of a GenBank genome assembly